Messenger RNA from Leptonychotes weddellii (Weddell seal), 525 nucleotides. NCBI's taxonomy places the organism in Eukaryota, Metazoa, Chordata, Mammalia, Carnivora, Phocidae. The record is from RefSeq and is a predicted model, not a curated record.
GGAGCUUCUGGGCGGCGGCCGAUUGGACGAGCGCGGCGCGGAAUCCGCGAACUGCCCGCGGCCCCGAGGCUCCUGGACUGACUGGCGCUGUCCUGACCCAUGGACGCCUCCUCUAGCCCGUGGAAUCCCACCCCGGCUCCCGUCAGCAGUCCUCCCCUGCUGCUCCCCAUCCCUGCCAUCGUGUUCAUCGCUGUGGGCAUCUAUUUGUUGCUGCUCGGAGUAGUGCUGCUGGCUAGGCACUGCGUACUGGCCCACGGUGGCUGCACCGACUGCAGCUCCCCCUGCAGGAAGCAACGUGCCUCCAGGCCCCAGGACUGUUGCUGGACCUGUGCAGAAGCCUGCGACUUCCCUCUGCCUAGCCCAGCCCACUGCCUGGACGCCUGCUGCCCCCAGCCCACGGAAGCGAUCUAUGCAGUCAUCGUUGAGGCACUGUGCCAGGCCCUGGGGGCUCUGCGAAAGAAGCUGGACAGGGUCCCAACCCACACGGGGCUUCCACUGCAACGAAGGGCAGAGAGGAGGAAGUAG